Messenger RNA from Pogoniulus pusillus (Red-fronted tinkerbird), 7164 nucleotides. RefSeq names its product ATP binding cassette subfamily D member 2 (gene ABCD2). The record is from RefSeq and is a predicted model, not a curated record. Gene Ontology annotation, molecular function: long-chain fatty acid transmembrane transporter activity; ATP hydrolysis activity; ABC-type transporter activity. Gene Ontology annotation, biological process: peroxisome organization; long-chain fatty acid import into peroxisome; fatty acid beta-oxidation. Gene Ontology annotation, cellular component: peroxisomal membrane. The transcript is spliced from 10 exons. NCBI's taxonomy places the organism in Eukaryota, Metazoa, Chordata, Aves, Piciformes, Lybiidae. Bases 809 to 3010 code for a protein of 733 amino acids.
GCACCCUGCACCCCACCGUUACAGCCCCCUCGCCCCGGGAGAAAGCUCUGGACACCGCCGGGGCUGACGCCAUGUCUCAACACUGCAGGGACUGCCGCGGGGCCUGAGCUCCCUCCGUGCCGUCCCUUCCUGUCAUCCCCUCCCUCCUCACCACUAGAGAGGCUGGGGCCGGAGGCGGUGCCUGCUCUGCAGGGCAGGCGGAAGGAAAGGGACAGCCGAAGCCUGAGGCCAGCUGGUGCUACUGGGCCGACCUCCGGGGACCCGCCGUGCACCAGAGCUGAGUACCAGGGGAUCAACGCUGGGGCUGCCGCUGAGCUCUGAGGGACCCGCCGUGAACCCGAGGCCCGAACGCUGACGCACCCGCCGUGAACCCGAGGCCCGAACGUUGAGGGACCCGCUGCAAUCCCGAGGCCCGAACACUGAGGACCCGCUGUGAACCCGAAGCCGGGUGCUCGGGGACCCACAACGCCGUGGCCGCCUCUGACAAAUCGUAAGCGAGCGGCCGUGGCCCGGAGCCGGGCCGGGGCCGGGGCCGGGGCCGGUGCCGGUGCCGCCCCGCGCGGUGUAGCCAAUGGUGGUCGGCGGGGCGUGCUGCGCGGCGCCGGGCUGCGUUGUGCAACGCGCCGCGCUUUGAAGGCGACCGUCGCCCCUUGGAGGCAGGGCUCAGUCGGCAGCUGUCACGGCAGGGCGGCCAGGGGUGAGCCGGGCCCCUGGCGGCCCAAUGAAGACCCGGCGGGGCCGACUUUCCGGCUGGGCGUGAGCCGCCCACGCUGGGACCAACGCGAAGCGGUGCCUCCGGCGGAGCAGGAUGACACAUAUGCUGCAUGCGGCGGCCCGGCGGGUGCAAUGGAGCAGGGCAAGCACUGCGAAGAGGGCUGCGUGCCUGUUGGCUGCGGCGUAUGGACUCAAAAUCCUCUAUCCCAUCAUCCGCAAGCGCAUGAAGCGGGCGGGCUGCAAAGGCGUCUCGCAGGAUGACGGCCGGACUGAACCGCACCGCACCGGCAGCAGGGGCAGAGCCUCCCCGGCCGUGGAUGCAGAAUUUUUCAAGCAGCUGCUGGAACUUCGUAAGCUGUUCUUUCCAAAGCUGGUGAGCGCCGAGCUGGGCUUGCUUUGCCUGCACUCGGUCGCUCUGGUUUCCAGGACCUUUCUCUCCAUCUAUGUGGCCGCCCUCGAUGGGAAGAUUGUGAAAAGCAUCGUGGAAAAAAAGCCUAGGAGCUUUGUGUUCAAAUUAAUCAAGUGGUUGAUGAUUGCAAUCCCAGCCACUUUCGUGAACAGCACUAUACGCUACCUGGAGUGCAAGCUGGCCCUCGCCUUCCGUACGCGCCUGGUGGAUCAUGCCUAUGAGACCUACUUUGCCAACCAGACUUACUACAGAGUCAUCAGCAUGGAUGGGCGGCUGGCCAACCCUGACCAGUCCCUCACUGAGGACAUCAUGAUGUUCUCACAGUCUGUGGCUCAUCUCUACUCCAACCUCACCAAGCCUAUCCUGGAUGUCGUGCUCACCUCCUACACCCUCAUCCGCACAGCUCGGUCCCGGGGGGCUAACCCCAUCGGGCCCACGCUCCUGGCUGGGCUUGUUGUCUAUGCUACAGCCCGUGUACUCAAAGCCUGCUCGCCCAAGUUUGGCAAGCUAGUGGCUGAGGAGGCUCACAAGAAGGGCUAUUUGCGCUUCAUGCAUUCACGCAUCAUCGCCAACGUGGAAGAGAUCGCCUUUUACCGAGGCCACAAGGUAGAAUUGAGGCAACUGCAAAAAAGCUACAAGGCUUUGGCAGAUCAAAUGAACCUCAUUUUGUCCAAACGUUUAUGGUACAUCAUGAUAGAGCAGUUCCUGAUGAAAUAUGUCUGGAGUAGCUGUGGUAUGAUUAUGGUUGCUGUGCCCAUCAUCACUGCAACAGGGUUUGCAGAUGGCGAAUUGGAAGAUGGCCAGAAACAGGCAAUGGUUAGUGAAAGAACAGAAGCUUUCACUACGUCACGAAACUUGCUGAUCUCUGGAGCAGAUGCUAUUGAAAGGAUUAUGUCUUCAUACAAAGAGGUUACAGAGCUAGCAGGCUACACUGCCCGUGUCUACAACAUGUUUUCAGUGUUUGAUGAGGUGAAGAGAGGUAUCUACAAAAGAACUGCUGUUAUUCAAGGGUCUGAAAACAACAGCAAGAAUGAAGAUAAAGCAGAAUUACACAUUGAUGGGCCCUUAGAAAUCAAAGGGAAAGUUGUUGAUGUUGAUCAUGGAAUUAUUUGUGAAAAUGUUCCUAUUAUUACUCCGAAUGGCGAUGUGGUGGUUUCCAGACUAAACUUCAAAGUCCAGGAAGGGAUGAAUCUUUUAAUCACAGGACCCAAUGGCUGUGGAAAGAGUUCACUCUUCAGAAUUUUAAGUGGUUUGUGGCCUGUGUAUGAAGGAGUUCUCUACAAACCUCCUCCACAGCACAUGUUUUAUAUACCACAAAGGCCCUAUAUGUCCAUUGGAACGCUGCGUGAUCAAGUCAUCUAUCCAGACUCAGUGGAGGAUAUGCAUGAGAAAGGCUACCAAGACCGCGAUCUGGAGGCUAUCCUGCAUAUGGUUCAUCUAUACCACAUAGUUCAAAGAGAAGGAGGCUGGGAUGCCAUCAUGGAUUGGAAAGAUGUCUUAUCAGGAGGAGAAAAGCAAAGGAUGGGCAUGGCUCGGAUGUUUUACCAUAAGCCGAAAUACGCAUUGCUGGAUGAGUGCACGAGUGCUGUAAGCAUUGAUGUUGAAGGAAAGAUAUUCCAAGCUGCAAAAGCUGCUGGGAUAUCCCUGCUUUCUAUAACACAUAGACCUUCUCUUUGGAAGUACCACACUCACUUGCUGCAGUUUGAUGGACAAGGCGGCUGGCGUUUCGAGCAGUUGGACAAUGCUAUCCGUUUAUCACUGAGUGAGGAAAAACAGAGACUGGAAUCCCAACUUGCAGGAAUUCCCAAAAUGCAGCAGAGACUGAAUGAACUGUGUAAAAUCUUGGGAGAAGACUCAGUGCUUAAAACAAUGGACACAGAAGAAUAAAUAAUUUAUGGUUUAUGUUUUUAAAAGUAUUUUUUUAGUUAAAAGCAUUACAAAUCCAGCCAUUAUCCUUUGCAUGCAUUGUGAUAGAGGCUUAGAGCAUAGAGAAACACAGCCAGCAAAAAAUAAUGCUCUGAAUGCUCUGUGAGACUUUAGCAUUUUAGUAUUAAAGAAGAAAGUGGUUGAACUGUGAACAGAAAAUAAGCAAGUGCACAACGUGUGAGAUUAGUGAUUGCAGCUUAAGUUAAUUCCUAGUGAAAGCCCAAUUCACUGCAAAAAAACUACCAACACAGUCAGGUUUUGUAGGUGGAUUUUUGCCUGAUACUUGGCCUGCAGAAUGUGCUCUUAUACGAGGUCACCGCGUGCAUAUGAUAUGCCUGCUAUGCAGAGCAAACCUGGCAUGAAACUCAGGCAUGGAGCACGAUGGAGACAGCAUCUGGGUGAGUAUGCAAGAUGCAUGCAAAAAUCUCAUUUGGGUAUAAGAAACGUUCUUUCAGCCUGUGUAAAAGCAAACUCUUAUUCUACUACUGAAUCACAUACACACCUUUACCUGCGUUUCUACAGGAAAUAACAUAGUAGGCUGUUGAGAAGGGAACUGUCUGAGCAACUCACUGCCCUUGUGACAGAGAAGCAGAGAUAGAGUUAAACAUAUAAUGUACCUGUGCUGUACUUUAUGUCAUUAUGCAUACCUGGAGAGGCUCUUUGCCAUUUGUGAUAGAUCAGUUCCUUUGGAGGAUUAUUUAUGUCCCUUGUUUAGUUACCUCUUGUUGGGGAGGGGAGGGGGAGAGGGGAAGUGAGAACAGAGCACUGGGCCUGGCAUCAAGUGACUUAAUUUUUUGCUUGGCUAAGGCAUUUGUCUGCUCCAUGGGUCUGCUCCAGCUAGUGUCCUUUUAUGACACAGUUCCUCUGCUUGUAAAAUUACAAUAUAGACAACAUGUUUGUUCCACAAAACACUUUGUGACAGGAAGGACUGCAGGUGAGGAAAAUGUCAGUUUCUAACAAUACACUGAAUUCUCAGGCAUGGCUGUCCUGCCAAGUAAAAUGCUCAGCAGUUAUAAAGGUCUGUGAAAAGCUGGAGCAUUUUGUAACCACUAAUUAAUAUGCCUGCCAUAUUUUGAUAGAGUGGCUGAACACUGUGGUCCCUGUGAGCAAGUGCACCAGUUAAUAGCUUUGCUUUCAGAUGCACCCAUCUGCUCAGUAGGAACCUGGUCUCCAGUCAGUCACAGGCACUUUAAGCAGAAACUCCUAAGACAGUGCUGGCCUGAGUGCCUUGCAAAACCUGUUGAAUUAAAAACAAAGAUGUGAAUGUGAAUGGAUUUGAGAGCUCCUGAUCUGUUCUCUCUGACUGCCAGUGCAUAGUAAACAGACAGCUUGUGAGUGAAGAUCAGAAGGGGCAAGAGCCUUUGAAGCUGCACAGAUGAGCCUUAGCAGAGAUGUAGCAAUCCUGAAGUGUGUUGAUCCUUUUUUUCCUAGAAGUGUGAUUUCUUAGAAUAUUUGUAUCUGGUGUGUUUAGUUUUAGAAGGACAAUGUGUAACCUGUUAAGAACUGGGGGCAUUGUGUAGCUAGGGAUGAGUGAGCACCCUGAAAAUACAAACUGGUAACUUUUUCUGUUUACCUCAAGAACUAGAGAAAAGUGAAUUAACUCCAUCUGCCAAAUCCCAGCCCAGUGCAGUAACUAUCAGAUCAUCAUCCUUCUCAGCUUGUGCUGUCUUGCUGCUUGAUAUAGCAUUCGCACCAGAAAGUGGUGUAAGUCUGCUCCCCAUCCUGCUCCUUCAGAGUCUGUAGCUUGAAUGUAACCCUUGCAACUUAUCCUGGUGACAACAGUUUGUUCCUCUCAUUAGUUUUCUCGGUAGAGUCCCCUGGGACAUUUCACUGACACAGAGAGGAAUGAUCUUGGGAACCUUUGAAAGGGAUGAGGAAUAAAGGUUCAAGAUAAUAAGAUGCAUUGUAAAGUGCAGACCGGAGGUCGCUGCUGUGGUGAAUGAUGUGCAUGCAUCUCAAGCUGCGAGUGUCUCUACUUGUCCCUCUCCCUGGAGGCUAGCUUUCCCCCUUCUCAUCUUCAAAGUAAAAUUCAGAGUUGCUGGAAAAAAAGAAAAAAGUCAGCCAGGAAUCUGCUCUCAGCAUCAAUGAGAUUGAUGAUUUUAAAGGUGUGCACAUUUCUUAGUUAUGUUUUUCUAAGGUGAUGCAUCAUAUGCACGCCCUUGUCCCAGCUGCAGCAUGUCCUGCUAGUGCAAAGCAGCCUCGGACUCACCUUUCCACGAGCCUUUCUCAAGGCAAGAGCUGAGGUGGAGGAAGGAACAUUAAUAUUUUUCCCCGGCCCCUCGCUUAAGCAUUUUACCGUGUGGCUGAGAGUUAAACCAGGGUUGUCCACUCCCUGAAUCAAAAUGACAUUGAAGAGUGCUGAGCAAUUGCCCCAGUUUGGCAUAGCUGCAGCUGUGACCCCGCAGCACUUGCAGACACCCCACAAUGCUCUGCCAUGGGGCUUGACUUGGGAGCCAUCGUGGAGGAGUGCAGCACCUGAAAACUGCUGUGUUGCCUUGCAGAGGCUGAAGCUGGCCUCAUGGCACAACACAAACAUGUCUAUGAGGAAACCACAUUUAGAAUAAAAAAGGGUUGUUUGCUGCGUGUUUUAAAUGACCUACAAAAGAUACAUAUAUUAUUGAUGACAUUUUAAUGAAAACUGAAAUUGCACCAAUUCUCCUCAAAAUUUCUUAUGUAUUUCUUGGAUAGUAGUAGACUUAAUCAUUCCCAUUCAGUAACAUGGCAUGAAGUAUCCUAGUGCAUCACUUGGCUACUGACAUUCCUACAGGCAUAACAAGAACAUCAGAGGCUGGGAUGAAGAGAAACCCUUCUUUAAACAGGAACUUUCUGUGUAAUACUGAGCCAGUUUUAGAAGGAUUUUCUCUACCAGUGGCUCAAUAUUUUAAGUUAGUUUGGUGACUGGACAGGAAGCUGCUUUGGAGACUUUCUCUGCAAACAUUUUGAAUAGUUCCAAGGACUGAUUGAGAUGGGAGUCUGCAGUUCUGUUUUGUCUCUGGUGAAACAGAAAGCAUAAGCCAUACCACUUUGUGCUGUUUUGGGCUUGGACAGGAAAGCAAAAGCAGAGGUGUGUGCUUUCUGCUCAGGGAAUAGCUCAGAGAGAUGUUGUUCUGGAGCCAAGUCAUGGGGAACACUUGGCUCUUGCAAUGCAAGAGGGUCAGAGCAGAGCAGGAUACCUUGGUGGAAUUGUUUUUCAUGGUGCAGUGAAAGCUGCUUAUCAAUGUUCAUUCCUUUUGUGGUGUUCAGGAGCUGUGACUACCUGGGAGGCCAGGGAAGUGAUUUUUCAGCCUUCCUUCUGCCUGUCAUAUCUAGCUGGAGCUAGCCAUACCCAGGUGGAUGUGUCACAGCAUCUGUGCAUUCAGGGCUGGACACUGCAGCGUGCUCUCAGUGCACCAUGUGAGUAUUGUCACAUGGCUCAGGGCAGACAGACUUACUUACCUGGGGCUACAUCCUAGAGGACUACAGGUGCUGAGCAAAAUUCAUACCAGUCUCAAGCAUGGAGUAACUGUACAAGGAAAAUCUGAAUUAUCCACAUCAAUUUGUUCAGAUAAUGCUGGGAUUUUUUACAGGGAUCUUCUGAAUGGGAAGACUAAGUUUUUGUGUGUAGGAUUUCAGUAUUUUAACCUAGGAUGAGUUUGUUUUUCAAUUAGUUUUGGGACCAGACUCAUUCCUGCUUUAGAUUUGGAAGCUGUCCUUCUGCAGGGGCAGAGAAACCCCACAUGUCUUCUCAAAGGGUUUUUUGAAACCAGUGAUAAUUGUAUUUGAGUGAGGAAUUAAGGAAUUUGGUAUUCAAUGGCAUAUUCUAGGGAAAACUGCAAUUAAAAUUACACCCUAAAUCAAAUGGACACAUCUGUAGUCCCCUCAACAUGUCUGAAUGAUGACAAUGCACGUUAAAGUCAAGUUUACGAGCCUGUGUUCAGAGAUUUCAAUCAUAUAUAGAAUGAAUCCCCCUGUAGAGCUGUUCACAAAGCUUAAGAGAACUGAACUGAUAAUUGAAUGUGUCUUUCUUUUGGUUUUGUUCAAUAUUAAUGCCUUUUAAGAGCAGACAAUUUAUAAAGCAAUAAAUUAUGCUUUACAAUUGUAAUUUAUUCCAACCUCAAAUAAAAUACAUUGUAUUU